AUGAGACAGACAACCAUCGUCGCUGGCCUCGCAGCCAUGCUUCCCUCUACCGCCCAAGCUUGGUCUAUCCCGGCCCUUCUCGACAUCCGCCAGACCACCCGUCCCUACCAAGAUGUUGUCUGCAAGCCUCAGACAGGUUCUGGUGCCCAGCUGCCCCCUUGCGUCCAAAUUGAGAACAUUGAGCUCGCCUGUCAACCCAAUGGCACCAACCCUAUCGACUACGAGGCACACGCUCAAUGCAUCUGCGGGGGUAGCUUCUUCGCCGAGAAGUUGGCUUGCGAGCGAUGCCUCACUGUUCACGGUCUCCGCAGCGAGCGAAACCUAGCUUUCUACAGCGGCGUCCUCUCAUCUGCCUCCAAUGCUCUCUGCACAGGUACUCCCACUGCUGUUUUCGCCAGCAUCUACUCCGGCAUAGAGGCUGCUGCUACUCCCGUGACUACUGGAGCCACUGUCACAAGCGAUCAAGCUCCCAGCAACACGGCCAUUUCUCUCUACUAUACGGCUAGCGGCCCCCAGGGACCUGGCACCAUCACUGGUGCAGCCGCGAGUGCCACUGCUGUAAGCCGCACGACGACGAGCCCAUCUACUGCUGCGACUGGCUCCGCUUCGGGAGCAACUGGUACUUCAUCUACCCGUGCUUCAACUGCCACCACCGGUACAGCUUCGGGUGCCGCGGCCACAAGCACAACCGCUGGUAGUGGUGCGAUGCCAACUUACGCUGCAGGUGGCCUCUUGAUGGGUGCUGCUGGUAUCGCAGUUCUCGCAGGACUGUAA
Molecule: messenger RNA, 774 nt
Organism: Colletotrichum abscissum
Lineage: Eukaryota; Fungi; Ascomycota; Sordariomycetes; Glomerellales; Glomerellaceae
Exons: 1
Coding region: 1-774 (257 amino acids)
Source: RefSeq, a predicted model, not a curated record